GGAUUGGGAUUGGGAUUGCCGCUGGCAUGGCGCUAAUUUCUCACACUUCAAACGUGGCCGGGACUGGCAAUGAAUUUCCGCUCCAGCCUCCUGCGGAUGCUUUCGUUCCGUUUGGCUUUGCUUUGCUUUGCUUUCCCAGCCACCGUGUUUCCAGCUCCCCGAUUUCCCGGUGGCGCCCCUCACCACCCUGAGCACCUAACCCCCUUACCCGCUCCAGUGCUCGUGCUAUUUGGAUAGCUAAGCCUCUCCAGUGCCACAGAUUAAAUGGAUGGGCGGUGCAGUUACCCCGGCCGUUGGAUAAACACGAGCACGAGCACUCGGACCGGGAGUGGGAGUAUGCGUCCAUCGGGGAAGACCUCCUCCGCAUUCACUUCUUUAUGAUUAGUUAAUGGGAUUCAAUUUCAUUCGAAAUCGGGCGCCACAGAACGUGGCAAUCGCAGCUGCCGCAGCUUCCUUUCGCAGAUUACGUAAGGCAACUUUCUGAAGGAAACACUUGUUGGGUCUUUCUCAACUAACCAGGCACGUAGCUCCGGCGAAAGGAGCCAAGUGGGGGAGUUGGGAGGCGGAGGGCGAAAGCCGAACGACUGAAGGCCGGGGAAAGUGAAUCACAGUUGCGCCAUUAGGAGCCCGUGAAAUAAGUUCAAUAUAAGCGGGGCCUAAUGGCGGUAGUUGAGUUCCAUUUACAUUCAGCCUCCAUAAAUUGGCAUGGCUGCGAAAAUCGUUGCCUACUUAAGAGGGCCCACAUUUAGCAGGCGCAGCAUCGGCAUUGUGAAUGCAGCAUUCCACCUCCGCCCUCGAGUGGCAAGAUGAAAAGGUACAAGUGUGCAUUCUAAAAAUAACAAACAACUCGAGUGCGAUAAAAACAGCAGUUGCUACCAAGAUAUAAAGUGCUAGCGUAAACACAGCCAGCAAACGAAGAAGGAGCGCAAACAAACAUCGGAGCCACCUAAAACGGCGAACAAACAGCGGCGAAGGUUGUCCUGUGCGGAAUCCUUGCUGUGUCGGUGUAUUGGUGUACCGGUGUGUCGGAAUAUCGCUCGGAGUGUGUGCCAGUGUGUGUGGGCCAAAGGAGCCAAGCAAAGAGUCAGAGCAAAAAUGUGCAAGUAAUGUGCAGCAAGCAAAGUGCAAUGCCAUCCGUGAAAUCCGCCGAAAGUGAGAUUCUUCUUGGGAUUAUAAGGAGCGACAGCAUGACGAGCGGCAAUUCCCUUAGGACCUGCCUCCUGCUGGCCACCAUCCUAGGAUUACUCUGCCGGACCAAGGCUUUGCCCUUUGAGUAUGUAGAUGAGCACGAGGACUUCAACUACGACCUGGACACGGCGCAGUCCCAGGCCAAGUACGACGCCCGUCUGCUCUCGCAGCAGAUGCUCAGCGAUGCGGAGCUGCAGCGGCAGGGGCUGAGCGACGGCCAGGACAACGCACUGGAUGGCGACUCCGCGGCAGCUCGGGGGACUGGAGCUGGGUCCCACUUGGAUGCGGUAUCCUCUGUCCAGGACGACCUGGAGCCGCACAGCAGGGCAGCGGCGUGCUUCACCAACGGACACAAGUACACGCACGGACAGAAGGUUCCGCGCCUGGAUGCCUGCGAGGUGUGUCUCUGCAUGGACGGCGAGAUCUUCUGCUGGUGGGAGAAGUGCGAUAAGACCAAUGUAAACAAGGCGAGGACGGCGGGGGACAACGCAGGAGUUGGACUUGGUGUCGAGGACGACGGCGACGGCAAUGCCAAUGGCGAUGGCGAUGGUGACUAUUCAGAUCCAUAUCGCCACGAGAGCACAACGGGAAAGUCAACAAAAGUGCAUAAAGCGGCGAGGAAAGUUGGCAAGCGGCAUAAGCAUCGCAAGAAUCAAAAGAAUUUUAAUGACUACGAAGUUUACCACAGCCAGCGGGAGAAGCAGCAGCAGCAGCAGUCGGAUUAUAAAAAGUCCGCCAUAAAGCAGCAGCUCCAGAUGCAUCAAAAACGCAAAAGCGAAAAGAGCGGUGCUGGCAACUACAAUAUAAUCAAGCAACACAAACACGAGCAGCAGCAGCAGCAGCAGCUCAAAAUACCGCAGCAGCAACAUCAGCAACAGCAACAGCAACAACAGAAUGUGGCAGCUUUGGGUGUUAAUCACGCAGCAAAGGCAACGCAUUAUCAGCAGGCAGCUUCGACGCCCCUGCCAACUCCCCCACCCCCGUCGCCGCGCCCACAGCACAGCCACCACCCACACCAGCAGCCGCACUCGUCCAGCAAAAUCCUCAACUUCCCCGAGAACUUGCCAGCCCUGCUCUACUACGACUACAAGACGGAGGAGCACGAGCACCACCAGCACCAGCACCACCAGCAGCACUUGCUGCACGAAAAACAGCGCUUGCUGCAGCAGCAGCAGCAACAGCAGCAGCAGCAGAUGGUGCAGCAAGAGGCGUUGGCACGACAAAGGGCAUCUGAAUCCGCAUCUGAGCCCGAAUCGCGGGAUGGAGGCACAGCAGAGGGCGGCGUUGCACCCAGCGGAGACUUGGCCGCUGAUAAAAACUCUGAUGAGGCGGAAACCGACAGCGAUAUUCUGCCAGAGCCGCCUACAAAGCAGCCCAAGGCAGCUGCCACACAAUGGCCAACUCCAACUAGCAGCAGCUCGGCCAGGGCGUUGAUGACGAGCAACGUGGCAUCCACAUCCACGGCUGCGACAACGACAAAGACAUCGAAAACGAAAACGACAACGACAACGGCGGCAACGGGAAGGACGACGACGACGACAACGACGACAGGCACAAAUGAAAUGGUGACAAGCACGCUGUCUGGAAUGGAGAAGUCCGGGGCCACAGUUGCAGCCACAGAUCUUGGACAGAUGCUACCCGAUCGCCGUGGACCAGACGCGAAGCGAGACGACGCCUUCCACCGCUGGCUGACAUCCACCGAGCUGAAUGCUGACAACACAAACUCCAUGGACGACAGCCUGGAGCGGGAAACGCCGGCAUCGACAAUAAUCGAUGAUGUUGGCAUGGCCAACAAGAGUGACAGGAGCAUCGGCGGCAUCGGGGGCAUCGGGGGCAUCGGUGGCAUCGGCAAAGACAAUGGAAACGACGCCGUCUUCUUUCGCAGCUCGUACAACGAUUACAGCAGCGAAUUCAAUGGGAGCGUUGUCAAUAUUGACAUUACACUAACUGCAGUUGAUGUGCAUCCCCGUCGCCAAACGGAUUUAAUUGCAAAUGGCAACAGAACGUCAGGCGCUAACGACAAUGGCAACAGCAGUAGCAGCCAGGUUGGAGCAGCAGGGACAACAAUGAACCCACUGGCAGCCAGCACCAUCAGCAGCAUCAGCAGCAGCACCAGGAGCAGCAGCAAUCAGGAUCAGCCUCAGCAGAGCCCCGUUGUUCCGCCGUACACCCUGACAACGAUUAUAGCAACUGCGCCGCUGGCUCCAGGGCGUAUGUGCAAUGUUUUGGGCAAACUGUAUAAAAUUGGCGACAUUCUGCCGCAGGACACGGGCAACUGCCUGCAGUGCAUCUGCACGGAUGCCGUGACUCCCGACGAGAUGCCGAGCGUCACCUGCAGUCCGCACAAUUGCCCACCGCUGGUUCUUCCGGAUCUGUUCGAUGCGACUGGUUACUGAGGUUACGGGUUUGUGCUGUAAGUUGCUGCAACGGCGGGCGGGGCGUGGUCCAAACGCCAGGUGGCAGGUAGCAGGAGCAGGUUGCACGCCCCUGCGGCAUGAGCUGUGGGACUUUUUGAAUAGAUCGAAGCGUGAUUUAAAUUUUGAAACCGAAAGCCACAACUGCAGCCAGCCAACGGAAUAGAAGCGAACGAAUGGAAUCGAAUCGAAUCGAAUCGAUUCGCAUCACACUCACAACAACUGCACUACAGAACUCACUCUCGAAUUGCAUGUCACGGUCUCAACUAACUCAACUCAAUAUGAAUUGUAUGGAUUUCAGUGUAAAGCCCUCCCUAUCACGAGUGCCCCGAGCACUCUCUAAAACGAAACCUAUCAGCAGACAUAUAUUAUAUUCGUACCAAACUAUAUAGUAUCGAUCCAAGCCGACCAGAGGGGAGAGAGAGGAAAGAAUAGGAAGGAAAUCGCAGUUGGCUCACAGUCUAGACUUUAAGCUGAAUGUUUAUGCAUUUUAUAAGAAUCCGUAUUCAUCUCUCUCCGCAACAAGAAUCCAUUAAUGUAUACAGCAGUAGCAAUCGUAAAGAAUUUAUAGAUGUACCAAACAGAAGUAUAUAGUAUAUACAAGCAUAUACGAGUAUCUACUCUAUAUCUAAAUCUAAUAUCUAAACCUAUACCUGUGCGUAGCGAGUUCGGUGGGAUCAGUUUGAUUACUUAGAUUAUUUCCCGACUGAGAGGAAACCGUGUAGAGUUUUCAGUGUAUUUAUCAACGGAGAGCCCCGAGCGAAACGAGUAACUUAUACAAAUAUAGGCAACUAAAUCUAAACGAAAAAAACUGAACAAUGACAAAUAAUGAACAACGUGUGUAAUAUUUUAAUUUUGAUAUUAAAAGCAAACAACGUACUCCUCAUUUACAUGCAUGUUAUUGUUUCGCGCUUCUUUGGAAAUUAAGCCAUACGUAAUCUAUGAAUCGAAAAUUGAUGUUAGCAGCAGUGUGUGGACAUUGUUUAAACAAAGACAAAGUUGGCAAGGAAGACACCAUAUCGAGUGGCUAUAACAUUUUAAGGAAUAAUCCCCACUGUAUUUAAUAUAAACUUAGAACCUCGAACUCUCGUACAGUUCAGUGAAUUCAAAAUUUGCGAAGAUUACAGAAAAUCCAUUUGUUUUGGUUUCCGGCGACAAAGGCAGCAUUUAUUUCAAAGCAAGUUUAGGCGUGAUAACCAUUGAUUUAUUCGAAAGGGGUUAAAUUAGGCGGAAUAUAUAAAAAUACUUGAAAAGUAGAAAACAAUUUCGAUUUUAAGGCAAAUCAAAAUACAUUCGAGCGAGUUUUUUAUAACCGGACUCGUAUGAUGGGCAUGUGAACCAUGGAAUCAAAAUGCAAUAUAUACGUACAUGCGAAUAUACCGAUGCAGACAAACGUAAAUAUUUAUUAUUGAUGUUCCACAAGAGAGCGUAUGGUAAAUUCGGAGAAAAAUAGAAAAAUUCAUCUUGAACGAGCGUAUUAAAAAUGUAUACAAAUAUGCGUAUUUAUGUAUGUGUAAAAUAAAUGUAACUACAACUCUCUACUAAUCUGCAACUCGCACACAGAUACAGAUGCACCGGCAUCCGUGUGUUUAAAUUGAAUUUGUGUUUGAAAUCAAAUUGAAAUCAAAUCGACAUGAAUAAACCGAAACCCAACUAAGGCA
Drosophila sechellia is the source of this 5263-nucleotide messenger RNA. RefSeq names its product ataxin-2 homolog. The coding region runs from base 1107 to 3584 and encodes 825 amino acids. NCBI's taxonomy places the organism in Eukaryota, Metazoa, Arthropoda, Insecta, Diptera, Drosophilidae. The record is from RefSeq and is a predicted model, not a curated record. The transcript has 6 exons.